Trichomonas vaginalis G3 is the source of this 717-nucleotide messenger RNA. RefSeq names its product phage tail repeat-like family. NCBI's taxonomy places the organism in Eukaryota, Parabasalia, Trichomonadida, Trichomonadidae. The record is from RefSeq and is a predicted model, not a curated record. The coding region runs from base 1 to 717 and encodes 238 amino acids. The transcript has a single exon.
AUGUUAGAUAAGAAAGCAGAUAAAGAACAUACACAUAACUCCUUCUCAACUGUUGCUAUAGAAAGUAUUGAAGGAACGGUUGGCGGAACUGGUGGGGAUGCAUUAUAUUAUAAACCUCCUAACUUUCCACAAGGUUUAACAUCGAAUGAAAACAUAACAACGAAGAAAGAAAUUAGCUGUAAAAAUGUUUAUGUCAUGGAUGAUGAAAAUAAUGUUAAAUUCACUGCUCAAGAUUUAUAUGAUAAGAAAGCAGACAAAACAGAGCUUCAAACAUUAAAGACUGAAAUACUUCAAACAUUAUAUCCUAUAGGCUCUAUUUAUACGUCAAUGAACUCAACAAAUCCAGCAAGUGUUUUAGGUUUUGGUACGUGGCAGCAGAUUGUAGACAAAUUCUUAUACUGUGCUAACUCUUCAAAGCAAACAGGAGGCUCAAAGAAAAUUAAAGAAGCAAACUUACCUGCGCACACUCAUACAGGAACUACAAACUUUUCUGGUGACCAUAGCCACUCAUUAAGAGACCACCCAUUAUACAACUCAGACUAUGAAGCUGGCAAUGACGUUUUAUCUCCAUCUUAUAACAAUUCAGCAAAAAAGACUUUUCGACCAACUGAACCAGGAGGAAAUCAUUCACACACUUUCACAACAAAUCCAACAGGAAGUGGUGCAGACUAUAUGCCUCCAUUUAUGACUGUAUUCGCAUGGUACCGUCUUGAAUAA